This is a messenger RNA of Leishmania mexicana MHOM/GT/2001/U1103, 957 nucleotides long. RefSeq lists its product as hypothetical. The coding region runs from base 1 to 957 and encodes 318 amino acids. The transcript has a single exon. The record is from RefSeq and is a predicted model, not a curated record. NCBI's taxonomy places the organism in Eukaryota, Euglenozoa, Kinetoplastea, Trypanosomatida, Trypanosomatidae.
AUGGCCAACACAUCCGCCGCUGCCUCCAAUGAGCUGCGCCGCACCCAGCAGUACCUUGUGGAAGUGAUUGACGAGUGCGUCUUCGUUGAGCGCCAACGCGAGCUGACAGAGCGUCGGCUUUCCUCUCAACUAGAGGCGCAAAAAACUCUCGUUAACGACCUAUUCGUGGCGCUCCACGAUGUGUGCCGAUACACGUCCACCAUGGAGGACGCCAUCUUACCCACGCUGCUGCACACUUUACCGGCCUCAUCGCCUGCGCACCAGCAACUUCUUAAGUUCCGCAGCAGCGUUCGUGACGCGCUCAUACGCCUUUGGAAAGGCCGUGGCGGCCACCGAGAAGACAGCGUGCUCCUCCCCGCCACACCGCGAACGUAUAGCGGCUCGAGAGCGGCGGACGUCCCCAUCAUAUCACCCGACCACGUAACCGAGGCUGGUGCACAGGUGAUGCAGCGACUCGUCGAGCACGAGGCUCGCCUGUUGGACGCCCUGGCCAAAGCCACGGCCAGGAUCGAGGCGACGCGCGCGGCUGCCACGGCAGAAAACGGCGAGUUAGAGGCACUUCGUGCGCGCAUGAACGAGCUUACCCGGGUCGUCAACAGCGGCAAUUCAGGGUGGUUGCAAGCCUCACCGGAAGCCUCUGCUGCGCAGGCGCUAGAGGACGUGUCGCCAGCCACUGCACGAUUUGCAGAAGCACGUGUACUGGCGUACGAAAAAACAGCGCAAGCACUGAACAACGAGCUUGCUCUACUGCAUGAAAACUAUGCAGCGCUCUCGCGCGCCAGAACCCGAGAGGUGGAGAUGCUGAAGCAACACAUGAGGGACAACCAACGCAAGCACGAGGACCAGAUUGCUGAGUGUGACGCGGUGCUAGGCCGGGUGUCCAUGGAACUUGAGCAGAUGAUCCAGGAAAAUGCGCAGCUGAAGCACAAGCUGCGUAUGGCAGCCGAGCCUGAAUGA